Messenger RNA from Paramacrobiotus metropolitanus, 707 nucleotides. Its product is annotated as atrial natriuretic peptide receptor 1-like. The coding region runs from base 1 to 429 and encodes 142 amino acids. The transcript has 4 exons. The record is from RefSeq and is a predicted model, not a curated record. Lineage: Eukaryota; Metazoa; Tardigrada; Eutardigrada; Parachela; Macrobiotidae.
AUGGCAUACUAUUACGCCCUCGCCAUUUACGCCCAGGUGUUGAAUGAAACUAUAGCCAGUGGACGGGAUCCCAACGACGGGUACCUGCUUAGCAAGCUGAUGUGGAACCGAACAUACACCAUUUUAGGUCAAGAUAUCAGCAUCAGCCCUAAUGGCGAUCGCGAGACGGACUGGACAAUGAACCAGAUGAAUGCCGAAACCGGAAUGUUUUUGCCUGUAAUGGACUACUCCGCUAAGCGCAAUAUCGUGACACCUUCUCGUGACCCAGCGGAUGACGGCACUCGUCAGAUUGUUUGGUACAACCGUAAUAGCCCGCCUCCUAAUGAACCAAAAUGCGGCUAUCGUGGAAUUAAACCAGAGUGCGAUGCUAUAAAGCAAGGUGCAAGCAAGCAAGGAACCACUAUCAGCAGCUUGCAGCCGCUGUCGUAAACUUAUUCCAAGCGGUGAAAGGAAUGCUCUGAGCAUAAUUUUAUUUGCCGGCUUCAUUAUCCUGACUUGCAAGAGACACAUCGAAUCUUUUGUUCCCUUUUAGUAUAACGAUUUUGAUAUUGGUCGUUGACACACUUUAACGGUAAGGAGCUGGUAAAAAGUCACUGUCAGCUACAUUUUUGAACGUUUUGGUAGUAUUAUUACGCAAAACACUGCAGGUGAUGUUAAGGAUUAUUAAGAUCGCUUCGGGGCUAUUGUUUAUUACUGCUGCUAAUGAU